UCAGAGAGCCGGAACUGAAAAUUCUGGUGGGAACACGUGUCUGCCAGGUUCUACGAGAACUUCUCAUCGAUAUCGGCUGCAUAACCAAUUGGUCCACUGGUUACAAGCAUUAGAUCAAAAUGAGGCCCCAGAGAUAGAGACCAAUUGGCCGGAGAUAGAGCUGAAUGCUGGAUCCAAUUUCGAGUUGACUUGCAAACACUCCCAUUGGAUAAAAUGGAUGCGCACGCCAUUGGAGGACAUUUAUAAACUGGCCCAAUUGACCUUUGAAUCAUUUGAAGUUGAAGGUGAAGAUAAACCGUUUAGAGCUCGUGUUUCUGUUCACGGAGCAAAGGCAAGCGUUGUUGCUAGGUAUUACUGUGUAAUAGAAUUCGAAAAAAACAAUUUCUAUGACUUGGGCGACCAACUUGAUGAUCUGGAAUUCGAACACAAAGCUAGCAGUAUCUAUAUUUUCGUAAAGGAUCCCAACAAUCCCUUAGUGCCCAUUGAACGACCGGUGGUCAAAGCUUUUCCGUAUGAAGAAAUUGUUAUUCCAUGUAAACCUUCUUCCAAAAAUGUAAAGGUGGAGCUUUUCAAAGAUGAACAAGAGAUUCCAUUGGAUGACUACAUAUUUAGUGAGCAUUAUGGUUUCGCGCUAAUGGCCUACCAAGAGGAUCAGAGUGGCAAAUACGUGUGCCGUGCAAAGGAUGAUCUUACCAAAGUCAUCCACUUCCACGUGGAGGAGGUCAUGACAGUAGACGAUCUAGAGUACUUGCCAAAGCCAAGAGUGGAGAGUAAAGGAAACGAUCACACCACACUAGGUGAAUCGAUAAAGCUUAGCUGCAAUCUAGUGGUACGAAAUGGUGUCAAGUUCGAUAUGCGUUGGAUUCUGCCCGACAGGAAGAAGGCUGAAAAUAAUUCGCGGGUUGCUGUCAGUGGAAUAUCGGUACAAAACCACAGCCAACGCUCCAAUUACAUGAUUGGCACAAUGGAUCUGCUCAUCGCGCAUUCGACGGAAUCCGAUGCCGGGAUCUACAAGUGUGAGGUCGAGGAUAUGGCAACGGAAAAUACCAAUCAUAAAAAUCAUCGGAUGAUCAUAACCAAUGCGAGCUUCAUAGACAUAAAGGAUGAUAGAAGCCGACCUUUCAUCGUUGCAUCAACAAAUCGUCCAGUCCAAGUCAUUUUCUCGUAUGAAGCUAACGCGCCACCACAAUUCUACUGGAUCAAAGAUGACGACCACAAACCCUUGCAAGUCGGCGAGAAGUACAACAUUACUAUUACCCCAAAAUCCGUCACCUUGACCAUCUUCAAACCUAGCGUAAGAGACAUCGGCAACUAUACCGUAUUUGCCUCUUAUGAUGGAGUCAAGGCUAAUCGAUCGAUGAAAGUGUUCAUUCAAGAGAAACCAAUUCUAACGAUGGAUUCUAGAUAUGCGCGGCCAGAAGAACCUGUUACCUUUUCGUGUACUGCCCUAGGGUACCCGAAACCCGAUAUGAGGUUGGAAUUCUUCCCCUGUCCAAGCGUUCCUUGGACAAACUGUUCACGGCCAGUUCCUUCCAAAGAUAUCAAAAACUCGGGUCUUCGAAUUAAUCGAUGCUGGAGUAUUCAAUUACGGAACAGUUUACCAUCCAUGCGGAAACUGCCGGGUUUGUGACGUGUUUAGCGCACAAUUCCAAAGGACGAAGCAUUAUAAUGGCGGACCUGUUGAUCAGCAAUCUAGAGGAACCAGUCUGGAUCUAUCGUGAGACUUCCCAGCUAGAAGUCACUACCGAUGAUCGGGUGACGAUUGUAUGCGCA
Uranotaenia lowii is the source of this 1773-nucleotide messenger RNA. Its product is annotated as vascular endothelial growth factor receptor 1-like. The record is from RefSeq and is a predicted model, not a curated record. Bases 218 to 1630 code for a protein of 470 amino acids. NCBI's taxonomy places the organism in Eukaryota, Metazoa, Arthropoda, Insecta, Diptera, Culicidae. The transcript has 8 exons.